AUGUGGCCCGUGCGAACGGGAAGCCGCGAUGGGAUUGUGCAAUAUUUGCCAUUGGCAUCGGUAUCGAGACGUUACUUUUCCCAAGUAAUGGUUUCAAGUUUCACGAUAUCUAUCAACCUCCAAGUUUUGGAGGAUCAUGAAAAUCAAGCUAGACCUAAAGGUACAAAUCUUCCCGUGCUCCGUGAAUGGGGUAAAUGCACUCUCCAAAGUCUAUUAGAGGGCUUCUAUCAAAAGUGGUACUUCGUACAUAUCAAAAAAAGAAAUCAAACUCAGCCCAGAUUGCCUGGAUUUCUAGAUAGUCAGCUCAAAAAAUUCACACUGUAG
Molecule: messenger RNA, 324 nt
Organism: Botrytis deweyae
Lineage: Eukaryota; Fungi; Ascomycota; Leotiomycetes; Helotiales; Sclerotiniaceae
Exons: 3
Coding region: 1-324 (107 amino acids)
Source: RefSeq, a predicted model, not a curated record